Molecule: messenger RNA, 887 nt
Organism: Bipolaris sorokiniana ND90Pr
Lineage: Eukaryota; Fungi; Ascomycota; Dothideomycetes; Pleosporales; Pleosporaceae
Exons: 2
Coding region: 81-680 (199 amino acids)
Source: RefSeq, a predicted model, not a curated record
AUUAUCUUUUUGCAUCUCGUAGCAGCUUUGAUUUUGAGUUGAACCGUCUUUCAAUUCCUUUUACCUUGAAACAAAUCACCAUGAAGUGUACAUUGGCCACCCUUGUGCUUGCGGCCGUCGCAGCCGCUGCACCAACAUACCAAGCCCCAGAUUCCUUCAAGAUCAAAAGUGUUGUAUCUGGCGGCUCGGGAUGUCCUCAAGGCAGCAUCGACAUUGACUGGACUGAGCAAGGCAUUCUACCCAUCUACUUCAACAAACAAUUCACCGCACGCGUAGGCAGCGGCAAAGGCCCCGAAGAGUCACGGAAGAAUUGCCAAAUCAAUCUCGGUCUCGAGUUCAGCCCAGGCUUCUCUUUUGCCGUCUUCCGCGCCGACUACUCUGGCUGGGGCGAGCUUGACACUGGCGUCACGGGCGUUGUCAAGUCAACCUACUACUUUUCCGGCGAGCAAGACCAAACCUCGUCGGCGCUCGUCAUUAAUGGACCGUUCAACGGCAAAUAUUACAAGCAGGACAACGUACCGGCGGCAGUCUGGUCACCCUGCGGCAAGGACGCCAUGUUCAACAUUAACAGCGAGGUUGCCCUGACGCCGUUUGCUACGCCUGCUAAUGGCGUGCUUGCUGCAACCAAGGAGUCUGGCAGGUUUACAUCCAAUUUGUACUUCCAGUGGAAGAAGUGCUAAGCUUGGUAUAUUGUUAUCAUGGGAGUUGAUGGACUGGUGUUUUGUUUUACUUGGUAGUACAUGGUCGUUUCCUGUUUCAAAACCUUGUUAUGUACAAUGGGUCUUUCAAAUGAAAAGUAUAUUUUGUUACACAUACACUCAGGUGCUCCGAGUCCUUUUGCUUAGUAACAUGCGAUGUUAUAACUAGUUAUGUCACUUGCCAAUUUC